AUGAGAAGAUGCCUGAUAUUAAUUUUACUGUCUGUAGCUGAAAUACCCAUCGCAGCUGGCCAUGCGAAUGUGAGGUUGGUUGGUGGACACAGUCGCUGUGCUGGUAGAGUGGAGGUUCUUCAUAGAGGUCAGUGGGGAACAGUGUGUGGUGAUUUCUGGGAUUUGGCUGAUGCUGCAGUGGUGUGUAGAGAGCUGGACUGUGGAGAACCUGUAGAUGCUCUAGGUAAUGCUCAUUUUGGACCAGGAUCAGGACCAAUAUGGAUGGAUGGUGUGUAUUGUAGUGGUUUUGAGUCUACACUGAAGAACUGUGGAUCAGCGGGAUGGGGUAAACAUGACUGUAAUCAUACCAAAGAGGCUGGGGUCAUCUGCUCAGUUUUGGGCAUCAGGCUGAUUGGAGGUUCUCGCUGCUCUGGCAGGUUAGAGAUACUUCAUGAUCAGACAUGGAUGUCAGUGUGUGACGCUGCCUUUGACCAGCAGGAUGCAGAGGUUGUGUGUAGAGAGCUGGACUGUGGGGCUCCUGUACAGGUGCUUGGAGCAGCUGCUUUUGACAAAGGAGACGCUCAGAUGUGGACACAAGAGAUUCAGUGCAGAGGAAAUGAAUCUCAGAUUCACCUCUGUCCAGCCUCAUCAGUCCAAGGAAACUGUUCUCAUGAACACAACGUUGGGCUGCUGUGUGCUGACAUAAUGAAUGUGAGGUUGGUUGGUGGUAACAGUCGCUGUGCUGGUAGAGUGGAGGUUCAUCAUAGAGGUCAGUGGGGAACAGUUUGUGAUGUUGGUUGGGAUUUGGCUGAUGCUGCAGUGGUGUGUAGAGAGCUGGACUGUGGAGAACCUGUAGAUGCUCUGGGUAAUAAUAAUGUUGGACCAGGAUCAGAACAGAUCUGGAUGAACAAUGCAAUGUGCACUGGAUCUGAAUCCACACUGAAAAAGUGUGGAUAUGUUCAGUGGAAAAAGUGUCCUGGUAUGAAUGCUGGAGUAAUUUGUUCAGGAGUCAGGUUGGUUGGAGGUUCUCGCUGCUCUGGAGGGUUAGAGAUACUUCAUGAUCAGACGUGGAUGUCAGUGUGUGACGCUGCCUUUGACCAGCAGGAUGCAGAGGUUGUGUGUAGAGAGCUGGACUGUGGGGCUCCUGUACAGAUGCUGGGAGCAGCUGCUUUUGACAAAGGAGACGCUCAGAUGUGGACACAAGAGAUUCAGUGCAGAGGAAAUGAAACUCAGAUUCACCUCUGUCCAACAUCACCAUCACAUGAAAACAAUUGUUCUCUUAACAACAAUGUUGGACUUGUGUGUGCAGAAAAUAAAAGAGUGAGACUGGUUGGUAGUAACACUCGCUGUGCUGGUAGAGUGGAGGUUCUUCAUAGAGGUCAGUGGGGAACAGUGUGUGAUGCUGGAUGGGGCAUGACUAGUGCUGCAGUGGUGUGUAGAGAGCUGGACUGUGGAGAACCUGUAGAUGCUCUGGGUGAUGCUCAUUUUGGACAAGGAUCAGGACCAAUGUGGUAG
This is a messenger RNA of Sinocyclocheilus grahami, 1494 nucleotides long. RefSeq names its product deleted in malignant brain tumors 1 protein-like. The record is from RefSeq and is a predicted model, not a curated record. NCBI's taxonomy places the organism in Eukaryota, Metazoa, Chordata, Actinopteri, Cypriniformes, Cyprinidae. The transcript has 7 exons. Gene Ontology annotation, biological process: zymogen activation. The coding region runs from base 1 to 1494 and encodes 497 amino acids. Gene Ontology annotation, molecular function: serine-type endopeptidase activity. Gene Ontology annotation, cellular component: plasma membrane.